This is a messenger RNA of Physeter macrocephalus (sperm whale), 2319 nucleotides long. It is a transcript of the gene SMU1, whose product is annotated as SMU1 DNA replication regulator and spliceosomal factor. Gene Ontology annotation, biological process: mRNA splicing, via spliceosome. The transcript is spliced from 13 exons. Gene Ontology annotation, molecular function: protein binding. Gene Ontology annotation, cellular component: precatalytic spliceosome. The record is from RefSeq and is a predicted model, not a curated record. NCBI's taxonomy places the organism in Eukaryota, Metazoa, Chordata, Mammalia, Artiodactyla, Physeteridae. Bases 363 to 1904 code for a protein of 513 amino acids.
AUCUUCCCGGACCGGGGCACGAACCCGUGUCCCCUGCAUCGGCAGGCGGAUUCUCAACCACUGCGCCACCAGAGAAGCCCUUCACAACUUUUUAAAUUUCAGAAUUACAGGGAGGAGAAUGGAAAAUUCUCUGGAGCACGCGCCCAGGUUCCGACUUUUGACAGCCCCUCGAAGCUCCGCCUCUCGAAACCCCGCCCCUCACGCACUCCACGCCCCUCUUCCGUACAGACUGCCUCCGGAGCGGGCGCCGGGCGUCGGACGUCGAGCGGAAGUGACGUACGGGGGCUGCCGGAGGUGUCGCUGGUGCGUUCCGCUACUGGGCCUGAGAGUGGAGUGGUACCUACGCCAGGGGAGAUAGCGCUAUGUCGAUCGAAAUCGAGUCCUCGGAUGUGAUCCGUCUUAUCAUGCAGUACCUAAAGGAGAACAGUUUACAUCGGGCAUUAGCCACCUUGCAGGAAGAGACUACUGUGUCUCUGAAUACUGUGGACAGCAUUGAGAGUUUUGUGGCUGACAUUAAUAGCGGCCAUUGGGACACUGUUUUACAGGCUAUACAGUCUCUGAAAUUGCCAGACAAAACCCUUAUUGACCUCUACGAACAGGUUGUUUUGGAAUUAAUAGAGCUCCGUGAAUUGGGUGCUGCCAGAUCUCUUCUGAGACAGACUGAUCCCAUGAUUAUGUUAAAACAAACACAGCCAGAACGGUAUAUUCAUCUGGAAAACCUCUUGGCCAGGUCUUACUUCGAUCCUCGAGAGGCAUACCCCGAUGGAAGUAGCAAAGAGAAGAGAAGAGCAGCGAUUGCCCAGGCCUUAGCUGGGGAAGUCAGCGUGGUGCCUCCAUCUCGUCUCAUGGCAUUGCUGGGUCAGGCACUGAAGUGGCAGCAGCACCAGGGAUUGCUUCCUCCUGGUAUGACCAUAGAUUUGUUCCGAGGCAAAGCAGCUGUCAAAGAUGUGGAAGAAGAAAAGUUUCCUACACAGCUGAGCAGGCAUAUUAAGUUUGGUCAGAAAUCACAUGUGGAGUGUGCUCGAUUUUCUCCAGAUGGUCAGUAUCUGGUUACUGGGUCUGUUGAUGGAUUCAUUGAAGUAUGGAACUUUACGACUGGAAAAAUCAGGAAGGAUCUUAAGUACCAGGCCCAGGAUAACUUUAUGAUGAUGGAUGAUGCUGUCCUCUGCAUGUGCUUCAGCAGAGAUACAGAAAUGUUAGCAACUGGUGCCCAAGAUGGAAAAAUCAAGGUAUGGAAGAUUCAGAGUGGACAGUGUUUAAGGAGAUUUGAAAGAGCACACAGUAAAGGUGUCACCUGUCUAAGCUUUUCUAAGGAUAGCAGUCAGAUCCUUAGUGCUUCAUUUGACCAGACAAUUAGAAUUCAUGGUUUAAAAUCUGGAAAAACCCUGAAGGAAUUUCGUGGCCAUUCCUCCUUCGUUAAUGAAGCAACAUUUACACAGGAUGGGCAUUAUAUUAUUAGUGCAUCCUCUGAUGGCACUGUAAAGAUCUGGAACAUGAAGACCACAGAAUGUUCAAAUACCUUUAAAUCCUUGGGCAGCACUGCAGGGACAGACAUCACUGUCAACAGUGUGAUCCUGCUUCCUAAAAACCCAGAGCACUUUGUGGUUUGCAACAGAUCAAACACAGUGGUCAUCAUGAACAUGCAGGGACAGAUUGUCAGAAGCUUCAGCUCUGGUAAGAGAGAAGGUGGUGACUUUGUUUGCUGUGCCCUCUCUCCCCGUGGUGAAUGGAUCUACUGUGUAGGGGAGGACUUUGUGCUCUACUGUUUCAGCACAGUCACUGGCAAACUGGAGAGAACUUUGACAGUUCAUGAGAAGGAUGUGAUUGGUAUUGCACAUCACCCUCAUCAGAACCUGAUUGCUACUUACAGUGAAGAUGGACUCCUAAAACUCUGGAAACCCUAAUUCAACUUUUUAAACUAGCUUGAGAGCAUGUACUUAAAAUGAAGACAUAUUCAUGAUUGCUUUUUUUUUUUUAGGCCAGCUUUUCUAAGUAAAUUGUCUGAGUUAGGCACAAGAAUAAUUUUGUGAAAAUUCAUGUUUAAGUAGCAGUUACUCUUUUUUAUAUAUUUUCAAGAUAUUCGCAUAUCUCUUUCUAACUGGGGCAGUCACUUAAUGUUUUCAAUAGUCUUUUACCUGGAGAGUGAAAUACUGAUAUUUCUAGGGAAAAACUGUACUCCUGUGAUUAUUUGAAAUGCUGAUUAAAACGGGCCUCCUGCAGUAAAACUUGUAAAUAAGGAACUAUCCCAAAUUCAGUAGCUGUUUACUGUUCCAUCUUUUUUUUUAAGAUGUUAGUUAAUAAACUUUACACCUUUCUGGA